AUAGUGAAGGUUAUUAUAGUGAGGAUCAAUAUAGUGAAGAUCUAUAUAGUGAAAAUCAAAAUAUUGAAGAUUUAUAUAGUGAAAAUCAAGAUAAUGAAGAUCUAUAUAAUAAAAAUCAAGAUAUUGAAGAUCUAUAUAGUGAAAAUCAAGAUAUUGAAAACCAAAAUAUUGAAGAUCAAGAUACUAAAAACUAA
Messenger RNA from Cetraspora pellucida, 194 nucleotides. The record is from the annotation of a GenBank genome assembly. NCBI's taxonomy places the organism in Eukaryota, Fungi, Glomeromycota, Glomeromycetes, Diversisporales, Gigasporaceae.